ACCGGCAACCCGCGCAAGGGCCUGUACGGCUCUGGGGAAGCGGACGACCGGUACACGCUCGUGUUCGAGUCGCUCGACGCGUUCGAGGCGUGGCGCCAGCACGAGGAGGAGGAGAAGAUGGUCGAGUUCGUGAAGGGCGACACGCACGCGUCCAAGGCCGUCCCGCCGCGCUUCAAGGAGCACAUCAAGCUCGUCUGCGGCCGCCACUCGCGCGGCGGGCGCAAGAAGUACGUGAAGAAGUACCCGGACAGGGUGCGCAAGGUCCCGAGCAGAAAGCUUGACGGUAUCGGCUGCUCGGCGUCGAUCAGCUACAAGACGUACUUCGACACGGACGAGGUCCGCGCGUGCUAUGUCGCGGAACACUCGCACGAUAUCGGGCCCGCGAACUUCCCGUUCACGAAGCGCGGCCGGAAGGCGCAGGCAGAGAUAGAUGCCCAGACGGCGGGCGAGCGUCCUCGAGGCCGGCCGCGCAAGGACCGCGGGUCGAUGACGCCGGCGUCCCAGAGCCCCUCGUCGGCCUCGUUCAUGGACGACGGGCACAACGCCAUCGCGGGCCCGUCGUCGGCGUCGACUUCGAUGAACCAGGACGUGCCUUCUUCCCCGGAAGGGAUGCAGGCCCCGCCACAGACGUUCCAGUCCGCCAUCUCAAUGCUUGCGCCCCUGCCCUCGGUGCCGCCGCUGCAGCAGCCGUCCCUCGACGCCACGCAGGACCGUUGGGAGCGCAUGGCUGUUCUCUUCCAGAGCGUCCGCGACCAUGCGCGCGGGUUCGAGUUCCCGACGCCGUCCGUCGCUGCGCUCGAGAGCGUGCUCAUCCGUUUGUAUCUAGAAAGUCCGAUUGGAGGAUCGAUACCGGGACCG
Messenger RNA from Trametes versicolor FP-101664 SS1, 858 nucleotides. RefSeq lists its product as uncharacterized. The record is from RefSeq and is a predicted model, not a curated record. NCBI's taxonomy places the organism in Eukaryota, Fungi, Basidiomycota, Agaricomycetes, Polyporales, Polyporaceae. The transcript has 3 exons. The annotation marks the transcript as partial.